AUGAAGGAUUCAUGUUGGUCCAAUAUUAUCAUUUACAGACUGAAGAAUUUACCAUUCACUUUUACUAAGCUUAAAGAACUUGCAGCUUUGUGGCUUUCUGACAACCAGUCCAAGGCUCUCAUUCCACUGCAAACUGAGGCUCACCCAGAAACAAAGCAAAGAGUACUGACUAACUACAUGUUUCCGCAGCAACCCCGCAGUGAUGAAGAUUUCCAGUCAGACAGUGAUAGUUUUAACCCUACUUUAUGGGAGGAGCAGAGACAGCAACGUAUGACUGUUGCCUUUGAAUUUGAAGAAAAAAAGGAAGAGGAGGAAAAUGCAGGGAAAGUUAAGGUUGAAAUAAAUCUAAAACGUUAUCCCACUCCAUACCCGGAGGAUUUAAAGAAUAUGGUAAAAUCAGUUCAAAAUCUGGUGGGCAAAACAAGCCAUGGAGUACGGCCUGAGAACUCAACACCAACUGCGAACAGUGAACAAACUGUGAAAGAAAAGUAUGAGCACAAGUGGCCCAUGGCACCAAAGGAGAUUUCAGUGGAGGUUCAAGAUAGAGAAAUUAAAGAAUUCCAAAAGAGUCACCUGUCUGAUACAGACAACACUCAUAGAUCCACUCUGGAAAUCCAAGAUAGGAAGGAGAAAGAAGAGCAUACCAAAAGCUCAAAGGAUGCCUUUGGACAUCCUGCCAGUGAGAUGAGGAUAGGGGAGCUUCGUCCUUCCAUGCCAGAGACUCCGUUGUACCCACCCAAACUUGUUCUCCUGGGUAAAGAGAAGAAAGAAUCGACAGAUGAGUCUGAAGCAGAUAAGAUCCAUUGUCUGAAUAACAGCGUUUCCUCAGGCACUUACUCAGACUAUUCCCCUUCCCAGGCUUCCUCAGGGUCCUCCAACGCGCAUGUUAAAAUGGGGUCCUUGCAGACAACGGCUAAAGAAGCAGUGAAUAACUCCUUGUGGGGGAACAGGCUGGCACAGUCAUUUCCACAGCCCCUUGAAACAAAGCCAUUGCUGAGCCAGCGGGAAUCCGCUCCGGCGGGGAACCUGCCACAGCGCACCGACCGGCGCCCGCUGAGCGACACCUUCGCCGACAGCUGGAACGACAGCUCGCACUACGAUAACACAGGGUUCGUUGCGGAGGAGAGCACGGUGGAGAAUCCUAGUGCUAACCCCCUCCUGAGCACGAAAUCUAGAAGCACAUCUGCGCACGGACGCAGGCCGUUGAUUAGACAAGACAGGAUCGUUGGCAUUCCCCUGGAGCUGGAGCAGCCGACGCUCAGAAAUACACAUGAAUCUGAAGUGCCUCCUCCCAAUCCUUGGCAAAACUGGACCAGAACCCCUAGUCCUUUUGAAGACAGGACAGCUUUUCCUUCCAAACUGGAAAGCACCCCCACCACCAGCCCUUUGCCUGAGCGGAAAGAUCAUGUCAAAGAGUCUCCCGAAAUGACUAGCACUUUCACUCCAGGAAUAGCGUGGGAAUAUCACGAUUCAAAUGCUAACAGAAGUCUCACAAAUGUCUUUUCCCAUAUGCACUGUCGCCCAGAUCCUUCCAAAAAUGUUAUUUCGAUCAGCAAGAGUACAGAACGGCUUUCUCCGAUGAUGAGGGAUUUAAAAACUAACAAAUUUAAGAAGUCACAAAGUAUUGACGAGAUAGACAUUGGUACAUACAAAGUGUAUAAUAUACCCUUAGAAAACUAUGCAUCUGGUAAUGAUACUGUAGGAACCCACGAGAGGGUGGACAAGCUGCUGGGCCCGGAGCACGGCAUGCUGAGCAUGUCCCGCAGCCAGUCGGUCCCCAUGCUGGACUACGGCAGCGUCAAGGUGCAGCCGCAGCAGAAGUCGUCGGUCACGAAGAAAGUCUACCAGUUUGACCAAAGCUUCAACCCGCAGGGAGCGGUGGAGGUCACAGCGGAGAAGAGGCUGCUGCCGCCUUUCCAGCUCAACCCCGAAUACAUUCCCCAGCAGAGUAAAAACCUGCCCCAGGAUCUGGUCAGCCCGAGGGCCUACCGCGGCUACCCCCCCGUGGAGCACAUGUUCUCCUUCUCCCAGCCGUCGGUGAACGAGGAGGCGGUCAGUGCCCCCUUUGUGAGUCAGGGGUCUCGGCCGGGCUUCUUGAGGAGAGCGGAUUCCUUGGCCAGCUCCACUGAGAUGUCCAUGUUCAGGAGAGUCAGUGAGCCCCAUGAGCUGCCCCCGAGCGACAGGUAUGGCAGGCCUCCCUACCGAGGAGCUGUGGAGCGCCAGAGCAGCAUGUCGGUCUCUGAGUCUCAGUUCCUCAAGAGGAACGGCAGGUACGAAGACGAGCACCCUUCCUACCAAGAAGUGAAAGCCCAGACUGGAAGCUUUCCAGUUAAAAACCUUACACAAAGGAGGCCGUUGUCUGCAAGAAGCUACAGUACAGAGAGUUACGGCACGUCCCAAACCAGGCCGGUUUCAGCGAGGCCUACAAUGGCAGCUCUGCUGGAAAAGAUACCGUCAGACUAUAACUUGGGUAACUAUGGCGACAAGCCUUCCGAUAACAGUGAUAUAAAGACAAGGCCUACCCCUGUGAAGGGAAAUGAGAGCUGUGCUAAAAUGCCCGCUGACUGGAGACAACAGCUACUUAGACAUAUAGAAGCUAGAAGGUUAGACAGGACCCCAUCACAGCAGAGCAGCAUUCUGGACAACGGGCAGGAGGAGGUGUCUGUGAGCAGCCAGUGGAACCCCUACCCGCUGGGGCGGCGGGACGUGCCGCCAGAGACCGUCACAAAGAAGGCAGGUAGCCAUAUCCAGACUUUAAUGGGAUCACAAAGCCUACAGCAUCGGAGCCGCGAGCAGCAGUACGAGGGAAACAUGAACAAAGUCACCAUUCAGCAGUUUCAGCCACCACUGCCUAUUCAGAUUCCCGCUUCGCAGAGCUCUCGAGCACCUCAGACAGGGCGAUGUUUAAUCCAAACCAAGGGUCAGAGAAGUACGGACGCGUACCAGGAGCAGUUUUGUGUGAGGAUAGAGAAGAAUCCUGGCCUUGGCUUUAGUAUCAGUGGUGGAAUAAGUGGACAAGGAAAUCCAUUCAAACCUUCUGAUAAGGGUAUCUUUGUUACUAGGGUUCAGCCUGACGGACCAGCAUCCAGCCUGCUCCAGCCUGGCGAUAAGAUCCUCCAGGCAAAUGGACACAGUUUUGUACAUAUGGAACAUGAGAAAGCUGUACUACUACUGAAGAGUUUCCAGAAUACAGUAGACCUAGUUAUUCAACGUGAGCUUACUGUCUAAAUAUUUUUUUAUAAAUAGUAAAUACGUCUAGCCAGAUCUAAUGUUCAAACAGAUUUAUACAUAGGAAACAAAUUUUUUGCCAAUUGCUGGACCAAUGGCAAACAGUAGUGCCAAAUGUAUAAUACUAUAUGUUAGUACCAAUCAUCUUGAAAAAAAUAUAUUAACUAUAUAAAUAUAUUGUUCAUGUGG
This is a messenger RNA of Cariama cristata (Red-legged seriema), 3417 nucleotides long. RefSeq names its product leucine rich repeat containing 7 (gene LRRC7). The record is from RefSeq and is a predicted model, not a curated record. Gene Ontology annotation, molecular function: protein binding. Lineage: Eukaryota; Metazoa; Chordata; Aves; Cariamiformes; Cariamidae. The transcript has 13 exons. The coding region runs from base 1 to 3228 and encodes 1075 amino acids. Gene Ontology annotation, biological process: neurotransmitter receptor transport, endosome to postsynaptic membrane; neurotransmitter receptor transport postsynaptic membrane to endosome. Gene Ontology annotation, cellular component: postsynaptic membrane; adherens junction; postsynaptic density.